Lecanosticta acicola is the source of this 3350-nucleotide messenger RNA. Lineage: Eukaryota; Fungi; Ascomycota; Dothideomycetes; Mycosphaerellales; Mycosphaerellaceae. The record is from the annotation of a GenBank genome assembly.
AUGGCCCACCAACCAAACGGCAACAACAACCCCCCUCCCGUCCCCACCUCCGACGACGCCCUCUUCUCCUCCACCCUCAUCUCGCCGCAAGUCACAUCCGCCCUGCCCGAGGGGUAUACGAUCCGGCCACUGCAACGCACAGAUUUCGCGCAUGGCUUCCUCGACGUGCUCCGCGUGCUGACGCACGUGGGGGACGUGCAGCAGGCGGAAUUCGAGGCGCGGUUCGAUGAGAUGCGAGGCGGGGGCUCGGGCUUGGGUGGGUAUCAUGUGCUGGUGAUUCUGGAUGGGGAGGGCAAGAUUGUGGGUACGGGGGCGUUGAUUGUGGAGAGGAAAUUGUAGGCGUCUCCCUCUUCCCUACCUCAAGGAGUGAUUUGCUAAUGUUGAUUCUUUCUGGAAUUUACAGCAUCCACCAUCUCGGCCUAGUGGGCCACAUCGAAGACAUCGCGGUCGCCAAGGACCAGCAGGGCAAGAAGUUGGGCCUGCGCAUCAUCCAGGCGUUGGAUUUCGUGGCGGAGAAGGUGGGGUGUUACAAGACGAUUCUGGACUGCUCCGAGGCGAACGAGGGGUUCUAUGUCAAGUGUGGGUUUAAGCGGGCCGGGUUGGAGAUGGCGCAUUAUUAUGAGAGGGGGGCGGCUUGAGGGCAUGGCAUGGCAUGGCAUGGGGAUUGGAGGGAGUGGGUGAGGGGGGGAGUUGGCGGACUUUUGGGAAGGGGAAGAGGAAGAGGAAGAGGAAGAGGAAGAGGAAGAGGAAGAGGAAGAGGAAGAGGAAGAGGAAGAGGAAGAGGAAGAGGAAGAGGAAGAGGAAGAGGAAGAGGAAGAGGAAGAGGAAGAGGAAGAGGAAGAGGAAGAGGAAGAGGAAGAGGAAGAGGAAGAGGAAGAGGAAGAGGAAGAGGAAGAGGAAGAGGAAGAGGAAGAGGAAGAGGAAGAGGAAGAGGAAGAGGAAGAGGAAGAGGGAGGGUUAGAGGAGGGCAUAUGCUCAGGAGAACAGGACAUGAUGUUGCUGGGACAGUGUGCUCUGCAGAUGUCGGGAGGAGGGUGUGUUCAGUGCCAGGCUGAAUGGGAGGGAGGGAGGUAGGCGUUUUGGGGGUAAAGGAGGAUGCCUUGCGGCGGCAAUGAUAUGAAGAUAUGAAUGAAGGAGCUCUUAUCCGGCGAGGCUCAGAAUUAGAUAGAUCAAGUCAUAUCCUCGAAAGAAGUCGUGCAAGAACAGCAUACCUUAUGUUGCCGGUUGUUGCUGCGAAUGAUGGCCCCUCUUCACACUGCGUGAUGCUCCGGGGAUGCCUCCGGCUGCCAAGAGCAGCAACCUUCGAAGCCCAGAGUCGUCUUGCGCUUGACAACAACUCACACCAUCAAAGGAUACAUGUACCAUUCCUGAGCGUGAGCAAGACUACUGGCUUCCAAGACGAGUGUAGAUGGCUGCCACAUGUGCGAAUGGAAGUGACAAGAAACCCUCAAAGCCCAAUCAAUGAUUCGGCCGAAUCGAAGAAGUCGAGAGCAAAAGAAUCCAAACCCCAGAACGGAACCGACGCCUCUGCUGCGAAAAGGCCAGCCUUCGAGCCCAAGGACCGCUCACACAUCCAGCUCCAGACGCAAACACCGGACGAAUUAUGGCUGGCCGUACUGGAAUCUCCCUGCACAUUUCCCACCGACAUCUACCAUACGGUGAUGCUCAAUCUCAUCAAGAACCCCAACAUCACGUCGAGUCAUCUCUUCCGGGCGGACAUUUUCUACGACAGUGAGAAGGACCAUCGCUUUAGGCCGGAGGAGGAUUCGGAUCCGUACCAGGGCUUUGCGAAGCACAUGAAGGAGGAGUACCGUCCGCGGAGAGCGAGAUGGCCGGGCUUCCAGCUGGAGAGGACGAUGGUGAGACAGUUGAUUCCGAGGAAUCCGCAGUUGGACAAGUCGCUGGUGCAGACUUGUCACUUUUUCAGGAGGCAAUAUGGCGGGGAUCGAGAGGAAAGCCUGGUUGUCUACAUGCCACACGUGGAUAAGCCGGAAGAAGUACCCUUCUACCAUCCCACAGUCUCCCAACUGGCCUUCCUCCAUACCUGGCGUGCAGCACCCCACCGCCCCAGCACCCUCACGCUCCUCUACCGCGGCUUCGAUUCCCUCCCCAUCUCCUUCUCCUCCCCCAAACUCGCCCGCACCGCCCUCCGACUCCUCCAGACCAUUCACAAACACGGCCAGGGCCAACUCCUCGGCUACGAAAAGCGAGUCCACCACGACCGCAUCAUCCCCCAGAAACGCUACCAGGACACCUACACGCGCCUGAAAGCCAAAUACGGACGACAGAUUUCCGAGCAGUGGGUCGAAGUGACGGAUCCGGGCAAGCACGUCUUUGAGGAUCUGGGCAUUGCGGCGUUCCUGAUCGAGCUCUGGAGGGAGAUGUACGAGCUGCCACCGGGCACGACAGCAGGAGCAGAAGACGAAGACGAAGACGAACAGCAGCCGUCCGAAAAGGAGGCUACGGAUGGUAGGAGAAAAAAUCCUCCCUUCCCGGGCUUCAUCGAUAUCGGCUGCGGCAACGGAAUCCUCGUGCACGUCCUACUCUCCGAAAACUUCUCCCCCGGCAGCGGUUUCGACGCCCGCGAACGUAAAACCUGGUCCAUCUUCCCCGAAACCGUCCGAUCCAGACUCGAGUCGAAAAUUCUCGUGCCCGAGAUCUUCUCCUCUUCUUCUUCUUCAGAUUUCCUCGUGCGAACCUUUCCACCCGGAAUCUUCAUCAUCUCCAACCACGCCGAUGAAUUGACACCCUGGACACCCCUCCUCGCCGCUCUGAAUGCUUCCGCUUUCAUCGCGAUCCCAUGCUGUAGUCACGAUCUCUCUGGAGCGAGAUUUCGCGCUCCGCUGACGACGAAAGCCGCCUCUUCUGAUUCUUCUCCUUCCUCCGAUUCUUCUCCCAUCGCUAGACUCCCCCAACAAGAACCACCACCUCAAGAACCUCAAUCUCAGAGUAAUUCCAAGCCACAACAACAACAAGCAGCAGAAACAGGCUCCCUACUAGCCCCGAAGCCGCCGCCGCCGCCGCCGCCGCAGCAAAGAAAGAAACCUCCAACCCCCUCCGCCUACGCGACCCUCUGCUCCUACAUCGCCAGCCUAGCGACAGAAGUAGGUUUCGCGCCGGAGACGGAGAUUCUGCGGAUUCCGAGUACGCGGAAUACGUGCAUCAUCGGGCGGAGGAGGAGGGGGGAGGCGAUGGAAAAUGGGAUGAAGGAGGAGGAGAAGUUGGAAAGGAGGACGAGGGUGGUGACGGAGCUGGUGGAGAGGGAAUUGAAACGGGAUGUGGAAGUGGUGGGGCGGGAAUGGGUUGCGAGGGCGGAGAGGUUGAGGGGGAAACCGGGGAGUGGACAUUAG